Molecule: messenger RNA, 3890 nt
Organism: Bombina bombina (fire-bellied toad)
Lineage: Eukaryota; Metazoa; Chordata; Amphibia; Anura; Bombinatoridae
Gene: SPPL2A
Product: signal peptide peptidase like 2A
Exons: 16
Coding region: 223-1833 (536 amino acids)
Biological process (GO): membrane protein proteolysis
Cellular component (GO): cytoplasmic side of endoplasmic reticulum membrane; lumenal side of endoplasmic reticulum membrane; Golgi-associated vesicle membrane
Molecular function (GO): aspartic endopeptidase activity, intramembrane cleaving
Source: RefSeq, a predicted model, not a curated record
UUUGCCAGCUGUAUAGCUGCGUCACCUGUUGUUAUGCAGAGCUAGCUUGGAGACGUCCGUAUCCGGGGGCAGACAGUCACAGUCCCUAAUUCGGAAGGAUUUGACCGAAGCGAAGUAGAUUCGGACUGGUGAUCGGGUUGGAAUUGAGCCGUAAAUAAAGAUCCUUUAUCCAUGAGUCCCUGACCGUGAUUGCAUUCGCUGCCUAUAUUAAACUUCCGGAGGAUGGGUCUAACCGGCCUGCAGGGCCUGGUUCUGUUGCUGCUCUGGUCUCAGACGGAUGCAGAGGUGGGAAUUCUUCAUGCAGUAGGUGAUGGGACACCACCACCUACAAAAGACUACUGCAUCACAUAUAAUUCUUCAUGGACAACUCUUGCAACAACUGUUUCCAGUGCUACAUAUUAUGAACUGAUUAACCUGAGCAUCAUCUGGCUGUGUAGUGCUUCAGAGCUUCCAGCUACAAGUGUGAAGGACAAGGCAGUGGUCGUACAGAAUGGGAACUGUUCGAUCCUUGACAAAGCUGUGAUUGCACAGGACAAGGGUGCUAAAUUAUUGCUGAUUGCCAAAAAGAAUGGAUUGCCUAUUCCAAAUGAGAACAGAAGUUCCUAUAAAGAUCUGACAAUCCCUAUUGCCUUUAUUCGAUAUAAGGAUGUAAUGGAAAUUAACCAGACUGUUGGAAACCAUAUUAAAGUGGGCCUCUAUUCUCCUCCGCUACCUCUCUUAAAUUACAGCAUGCUGAUAAUCUUUCUAAUUUCUGUAUUCACUGUGGCUCUUGGAGGUUAUUGGAGUGGACUCUCAGAACUAGCGGACUUGAGACCCUCCUCACCCAGUUCUAGUGAAAGAGAAGGAAGAAAACAGAAUGAUGACAAUGUGACAUUCACCCCUCUAACUGUCAUCCUGUUUGUGGUCAUAUGUUGUGUCAUGCUGCUGUUAUUGUAUUUCUUCUACAAAUGGCUUGUAUAUGUCAUCAUAUGUGUCUUUUGCUUGGCUUCGGCAAUGAGUUUGUUCAACUGCCUAUCUGCAUUAAUUCGAAAAAUCCCAUUUGGAAACUGCAGGGUUUUCUGCUGUAACAGAGGCUUUGAAGUAAGGCUUAUUUUUCUAGCUGCUUUCUGUAUAGCAGUGUCUCUGACUUGGGCAGUAUUCCGAAAUGAAGAAAGAUGGAUUUGGAUAUUACAGGACAUUCUAGGAAUUGCAUUUUGCCUCAAUUUCAUUAAAACCCUAAGAAUGCCAAAUUUCAAGGCAUGUGUCAUACUUCUUGGCCUCCUCCUUUUGUAUGAUGUGUUUUUUGUCUUUAUAACACCAUUCCUGACAAAGAACGGAGAGAGCAUUAUGAUUGAAGUAGCAGCUGGCCCCUCAGGAAAAUCUGAAAAAAGUGAUGAGACCAUGGUGGCGGUCCCCGACGAAUUCCAUUCAACACAUGAGAAAUUACCUGUGGUGAUCAGGGUACCUAGGCUGGAUUACUCUGCAAUGCAAUUAUGUGAAUUAUCUUUCUCUUUGCUAGGUUUUGGGGAUAUAAUUGUUCCUGGCCUUUUGGUAGCUUAUUGCCGAAGGUUUGACGUACGAACAUCUUCAUCCUGCAUCUAUUUUAUUUCCUGCACAAUAGCUUAUGCUGUGGGGAUGGUUUUGACCUUCGUCGUUCUGACAGUCAUGAGAAUGGGACAGCCAGCUCUCCUAUAUCUAGUACCUUGCACACUUCUCACCAGCUCAGUCAUAGCCUGGAGGAGAAAAGAAAUGAAGAAGUUUUGGAAUGGUGGAGGCUAUGAGAUAAUGGAGCACACGGACAAUACUAUCAAUGAAGAAAAUGCAAUAACCGCUGGUGAUCAAGAAACACAGUAAUUUAGCUGUUUUGUAUUUGCACAUAUUACUUUUGUAUAAGCACAUAAUUCCUGCCAGGUUUUGUUUUUAGAUAUGUUUAGAUAUGAUUCUCACUUUUUUCCCCCCCAUAUUCACCUUUAACGCCUUAGUUGCCAGUGAGUGUUGCAGUGCGUCGCUGUGCAGUGCGUUGCAGCUCUCUGGCAGCCAAGAAGUUAAGAAUGGAAAAAAGACAACUGUGAGAUGUUUAAGGGCAUACAAUGUAAUUUGCAAACAUUUUAAUGUUUUAUUUUUUGAUAUAUUUUUAUAAACCUGUGUUUACUGUAAUAUAAGAAAAAAUAGGGUUUGCCAGGAAGACUGUUUUCUAUAACAUUGUGCCUUAUGACCAAUAUUAUUGAGCAAUCUAUGCAAUAAUAAAACUGCAGUGAACUCUAUGUGCUUAAUAUAUAGUCAAGCUUGUGCCAUUCUGUAUUUGUUUCCACAUGUAACCUUUGUUCAAAUCUCUUCAUACUGAUAUAAUACAUGACAGUUCUCACUUUGUGUCAGGCAAUGAUAAUACUGAUAUUUAUCUUAAAGUUUCAAAAUCAUUGGUAUAAUAUGCACAUAAUAAUCCAUAUAUAUCUGAUUAUUAAAGGGACAUAAAACCAAAAUGUUUAUUUCAUGAUUCAGACAGAAUGUACAAUUCUAUAAAACUUUUCAAUUUACAGCUAUUAUAAGACUUCCUUUGUUCUCUUGGUAUCAUUUGUUAAAAAAAAGCAGGUAGGUAUGAACAGGAGCAUGCACAUACCUGGAUACCUUUUUGCAAAAAUAAGUUUUAAUAAUGUUAUAAAUUUGCAAGAUAUGUUCUUUAACAAAGCAUACAGAAAGAACAAAGCAAAUUUGAUAACAGAAGUAUAUUUGAAGCUUUUUAAAAUGCAUUGCUCUAUAUGAAUCACUAAAGAAAAAUGUUUGGUUUCAUGUCCCUUUAAAAAUUUGAUAAAGUAAAUUUCAUAGACAAUAGGCAGUUUACCAGUUAAAGAAACAAGACAAGAAAACUGUCCCAUUGCAACCAGUAUAUCACAUAAUCUAAAUAAAGAAUAUAUAUUUUGCGUAAAUCAUUCACUCUCUGUCAAGAGUAUUGACAAUAAUUUUAUUUUAUUUGUUGUCUUAAGAAAACCAAUAGCAUUAGCUAAAACAUUCUGAUCCUUCUACAUAACUAAUAUAAAAAAUGUGUUGAGUAGUAGUUCUCUAAAUAACAUGUAAACUAUGAUUUGUUGGCUAAAACCUUCCAAAAUCCUAUUCAGUUUAUGCCAAACAUUAAAGGUUCGGUAUCUUUUAGAUUUAAAAAAUUAUAUAUCCAUAAAUUCUUAUUUUCUUAUAUAAAAUGCCAAUGCUAAAAAAAAUCUAAAUUUUGUCAUUAGUUUACCUGUCUAGGCAGAGAAACUAGGUACUUGUUUGUAUCAAAAAAGUUAGUUAUAAUUAAAUGUGAGUGAAAUAUUUCUUUUACUCACUAAUAUGCUUUAUGCUUAAGAUUUUACAAAAAUGGAUUCACAGCAAACAAUAUAGUGUAUAUAUAGUGUCUCUAAAUAUGGUAGCAAUGAUAAAACUCUAAGGAGCUUUUCGCAUAAAAUCCUGGUGAGAAUAUGCAGUGAUGUGCAGGGACUAUAGAUGCUUUUUUCCAUGUAAACAUUUGGUUCUGCAUCUGUGCAAUAAGUUUCGUUAUGUGGCACCACUGAUUUUACAUUUGCACUAUUAUUUUGCAGAAUGAUUUGACUCAGAGAUACAUCAGAGUUUUGUGUACUUUCUGUUGUUUUUUAUUACAUAUAGUUAAAUAAUCCUCAUAAAUUGCUAUGUUCAAAUAUUUAUCCUUCCCAUGUGAUAUGUAUUCAGACUGCAACAAAACUGUUUUUUUAAAUUGUUAAAAAAAAAAAAGCUAUAUCUUUUGCUACAUAUAUGGGAUUUCUAAAAAUGUCAUUUUAUAUUUGACGACUUCUGGGUAGUUUACUUUUAAAUACUAACCAGCAAGGCUGAAAAUGCUGAUUCAUUUGUUCUAUUUUUGACUAAAACAGUUUAGAUUUAAUAAACAUAUAAUUUGAACACAA